Molecule: messenger RNA, 1855 nt
Organism: Serinus canaria (Common canary)
Lineage: Eukaryota; Metazoa; Chordata; Aves; Passeriformes; Fringillidae
Product: nucleoside diphosphate kinase-like
Exons: 5
Coding region: 197-658 (153 amino acids)
Biological process (GO): CTP biosynthetic process; GTP biosynthetic process; UTP biosynthetic process
Molecular function (GO): nucleoside diphosphate kinase activity
Source: RefSeq, a predicted model, not a curated record
GACACGUUUUGACAGAGCCACCGGCUCGGGGCACGGCGUGCCAGAGCCACCGGGGAAACAGCGGGGGACGCGGGCUGCGAGAGACACCCAGGGAACAGAGGAGUAUUCGGGCUCCGACACUCACCGAGGCCACCAGCGGGGGACACCGUUUGCCACAGCCACCGGGCCACCAGCGGGGGACAAGGCUUCAAGGAUCAUGGCUGCCAUCGAGGAGCGCACCUUCAUUGCCAUCAAGCCUGACGGCGUCCAGAGGGGGCUGGUGGGGGAGAUCAUCAAACGCUUUGAGAAGAAAGGAUUCAAACUGGUAGCCAUGAAAUUAAUACAUGCCUCUGAGGACCUUCUGAGGGAACACUACAUUGACCUCAAGGACCGGCCAUUCUACGAUGGCCUGGUGCAGUACAUGCACUCGGGACCUGUUGUAGCCAUGGUGUGGGAAGGUCUUAAUGUGAUUAAGACUGGAAGAAUGAUGCUGGGGGAAACCAAUCCGUUCGAUUCCAAGCCCGGCACUAUUCGUGGGGACUUCUGUGUCCAAGUUGGAAAGAACAUCAUUCAUGGCAGUGAUUCUGUGGAAAGUGCUGAGACAGAGAUCAGUUUAUGGUUCACUUCUGAAGAACUGGUUGAUUACAGAAGCUGUGCUCAUGAGUGGAUCUAUGAUUAACACCCAGCCUGGAUCUUCUGAUAUUCCCAUGUCCAUGAGCAGCUACCAGCCUCUAGCUAUUCCAAAGAAAUCCUUGAUAGAAACCUCAGAAAACAGUGAAAUUGCUCUGUUGUGGAUGUUAGAGUCAGUGCUUGCUGCUCCUUUGAUUUAAAGUUGUCAAGUUAUAAAUGGAAUUGCACAUUUUAAAAGCUGCUUCUGGGACUGAGAGAUAUGAGAUGAAAAUACAGAAUAGAUAACAUAUAUUUUUCUGAAGCAUUUCAUAGUCAUAGAGGGUAUUUUGGUAAACAUUAAAAAAUGGGUAAAAAUUGUAUUUGGUAAAUAAAUAUGCAAAUGGUUCAGAGUCAGAGGACAACUUUGCUAAAACAUUAGAGGACAACUGAUGGUGCGUAAGUGCAUUGAUAAUAUGCCCAAAUGUUGAGGAUUUGCUUAAUAUUAAGUCAAGUGUGUCCCCAUUCCUAAAAUGGCUGCAGAAAAAAAAGCCCAUUUCUCUCCCCAGAACAUGCUGUGCCCAUAAAGAGCUCAACUCUGGCUUAAAUGACAACUGGCCUCUGCACUGACACUGUUUCAACUCGCUCUUUUUUCUUUCCACAUGGGAUUUAUGUAGUAUUUUAAGGACCGAUUAACCAGCCAGGCUUGAUGAAAUGUCCUUUUAUGUGAAAAGAAGAUUAAUGUGAGGAUAGCUGAAGGAGAUUCUACCUUUAGCCACUUCAGUGCAGCAGCUCUCUGACAUUGCACAGAGCAAUAAGUGGUGUUUGCUUUGCCAGCUGGUAAUUUAGCUGUGUUCUCAUUAGUGUAGUUUCCUCAGUCGCUGGAACUACAAAGCAAAUGGUCCUUGGAUAAACUGUUUUAGAGGUGACUUUAACACUAUCCUUUUGUAUUUAUUUAAUGAUGUAAAGAAGUAGAGUCAUAAUAAUGCAGAAGGUAUUUCAGUUUCAACAGCAAAAGUUGUACUGGAUGAGGCAGUUGGGAUUGAUAUUAUGUAUUUAUUUCCCUGCAACAUUAUAUUCACUAAGAGCAAGAGUUUCAUGGAAUUAGUUGCUCAAGCUCACGAUUUUUUUUCCCCCCACAGUGAGUUCUUGUAUCUGAAUACUGAACUAUGCUGUGAAUGUUGAAUUGAAGGCUUAUGAUACCUUAUGGUGAUAUCAAGCUCCUAAAAAGAGAUGGCACAAAAUAAAACAAUAUUUGCUGUUUGUUAAG